CGAUAUCGGUAUGUGUAUUUGAAUAUUCUUGAUUAUUGCAAGUAUCUUUAGAUGAGUUAAUGAAGCUCCAGGCAAACAUUUUUUUAUAAAUGUGACGACUUCUUCAACAUGGUAAAUUGGAAAAAUGUUAGAAGUGCCUUUGACAGGUACAGUCUCGCACCUAGAUUCAUUGGACGCUAUGGCGGAAGGUCACGGCUACCUCUUGAUCCAAAUCAAAUUUUGGAAGUAUUACUACUACUAGCGCACGACCAUUGCCAAUGACGAAUACAGCCUCGAGAUGGGGUAAAAUCCCUAAAUAAGAGAUUGGGAUGAAGAACUUUCUACCUCCAUUUUUACGUUUUGAGAAAUUUAGAAGUCCAGGUGGUUGUAGUCAGAAUACUUUAAGGGUAUUACAAUGGGUAUUAAAUAAGCAAUGUGAAGCAAUCAUAUUUGGUUCUGUUGGUAAAGAUGAAGAGUCUGAAGAAUUAAAAAUAUUGAUGAACAAAUCUGGUGUACAGACAAGGUAUGUACAACAAAACUUGCCAACAGGAAAAACCCUAGCAUUGGUGAAAAACAAAAUCAGCACUUUAGUUGCUUGUGUAGGAGCAGCAGAAUACCUACCUUUAAGUGACUUGCUAUCACUAGAAGAUAUUAAUUCAAUUAUGGAAAGAGCAAGUUAUGUUUAUAUUGAAGGAUUUUUUCUUACAAAAAGAGCUGAAACUGCAAACUAUAUACUGAACCUUAGUAUGAAACAUGGAAAACCAGUACUAUUUAACUUAAGUGGAAAGUAUAUCAUAGACAUUCAUCCAGUUAUUAUACAGCACUUUGCAAAGAGCUCUAAUUAUUUGUUUGGUACUCUGGAAGAAUUUGAAGCACUGUGGAAGUCUAUGGGGUUGCAAACCAUGCAAGCAUUUAUUAAUUCUAUUAUGAAACACAGGAACGAGAAAUCUGUGGUUAUAACAAAUGGAGGCAAUCCAGGUUAUUUUGUAGAAAAUAGUUCAGAAAUAAAGAGGUUUGAGGUUUUGAAGAUCAAAGAUGACGAUAUCCGAGAUACUACAGGAACGGGAGAUGCUUUUGUAGGUGGAUUCAUCGCAGCACUCAUAUGUAAAAAAACAUCCAUCACUGAAUGCAUCAAAACAGGAACCUAUGCAGCUUGCCAAAUAUUACAACAGACAGGUUGCACAUUACCAAACUUCGAAUGUAAUGCUUUAAAAUAGAAAUAAACAUAAAUAAUCAUCGUGCUAUUAUUAUUGUGUACUUUAUCAAGUAGAUUAUUUUUAUAGACAAUUGUCGGAUGAAUCAUCUUGCAGAAUACGAUUAAAAACUAUAACGAACUCUGAAUAAUUUCAUGUGUGAUUUAUACUUACCGCGGCAGAAGGAUCAACUGUAUCGAAUGACUGGAGACGGG
Messenger RNA from Acanthoscelides obtectus, 1387 nucleotides. The record is from the annotation of a GenBank genome assembly. NCBI's taxonomy places the organism in Eukaryota, Metazoa, Arthropoda, Insecta, Coleoptera, Chrysomelidae.